Molecule: messenger RNA, 861 nt
Organism: Arachis duranensis
Lineage: Eukaryota; Viridiplantae; Streptophyta; Magnoliopsida; Fabales; Fabaceae
Exons: 1
Coding region: 1-861 (286 amino acids)
Source: RefSeq, a predicted model, not a curated record
AUGGGAGCAUUACCCGAGAAGUGUGAUGAUCUGGGUCCGUGCAUGGUCACUUGUAUCGUAGAUGGGGUUCAAUUUCUAGAUUGUAUGUGUGAUCUCGGUGCAUGUGUUAGCAUUAUGCCUCUUUCCAUCUACCGUAUAUUGAGGCUACCACCAUUGAAGAGGUCGGCGGCAAGAUUUAUUUUGGCGGACAAGAGCAUAAUAAUUGUGACGGGUGUUGCGGAAGAUGUAUUGGUGAAUAUAAAAGGGUUGGUCUUUCCUAUUGAUUUUUACAUUCUUGAGAUGCCAUCGAGCGAGUCUGAGAGGGCAUCGUCUAUCCUACUUGGGAGACCAUUUUUGAGGACCUCUAGAUUCAAGUUGGAUGCCUACUCGGGAACCUACUCGUUUGAGAUAGAUGGGAGAGUCGUGAGUUUUAGCCUAGAAGAAGCAAUGAAGCACCCACCGGAGAAUCAUUCUCUAUUUCGGUGUGACCCAAUUGACAACAUUGUGGCCGAAGUGCAUUUUACAAAGUUAGAUGACAAGCAUAUGAUUGAAGACACAAGUGAAAAUCCAAGUGAAGCGAACGUAUUACCCCAUCCAGAUCAUCCGGAAGUUCAAGCCUCAAGUCAAGACCAAAAGGUAGAAUUAAAGCCACUACCACCCCACCUAAAGUACUCAUACAUUGAUGAAGCCCACAAGUUCCCCGUGAUUAUUGCAAAGGAACUAAAUCCUCAACGAGAAGAAAAGUUGCUAUGUGUCUUGAGGAAGAACAAAAGGGCCAUAGGGUGGAGCUUGGCGGAUCUAGUGGGAAUAAGCCCCCAAGUAUGCGAGCACCGAAUAUUUCUCGAAGAAGGAGCUAGACCCGUUUUACAACCUCAAAGGUGA